AUGAGAUUAAGUUUUACAAUAUAUCAGUCUAUUUUCUGGCUACAUUUGAGCGCAGUGUUUGGUUAUAAUGAAACAUUCAACUUACACGCAAAAUCAAUCGUAGAUUCUAAUGAAAUAGUACCGUUGGCAGAUUUGAUUAUAGAUAAAGAAACCAACUCCUUAAUCAUAAAACACAUUCUUGAUUCUUCCUUAAAUCAUAAUAUUAAUUCUGAUACGUUAUAUUGUAUUGGUAUUGAAGAUCACGACUGUUUUACUUUAUUACAAUUGACAACCCCACUAUCAUACGAAUUAAUUUGGGAUUAUGAAAUCAAUCAUCUUUCCUUAGUUUAUAAUGAUUCAUUAAUAGACAAUCCUAUAUAUAAUAACAAUUAUAAGAAUGUGAUAUUACCUUUAGUAAGACCAUCUACGAAAAGUUCCCUUGGUGAUGUGAUCAAAUUGAAAAAAGUUACAAAGACUUAUGCAGAUAAAAAGAAAGAACUAGGUAAUGUCAUAUUAGAUAAAGAAGAUGGUGAUGAUUCCACUAAUGCUAACAGAAAUAUAAAUCAAAAGGAUGAUAAUGAAGAGGACAAGUCCUGGUUAGAGAAGAACUGGAAAAGAAUAAUAGUUGGUAUUGUGUUAUACAAUCUUGUAGCACUUGGAUUUAAAAAACAACCUGCUGAAGAACAAACAACUUCAUAA
This is a messenger RNA of Arxiozyma heterogenica, 678 nucleotides long. RefSeq names its product Emc10p (gene EMC10). Bases 1 to 678 code for a protein of 225 amino acids. The transcript has a single exon. The record is from RefSeq and is a predicted model, not a curated record. NCBI's taxonomy places the organism in Eukaryota, Fungi, Ascomycota, Saccharomycetes, Saccharomycetales, Saccharomycetaceae.